Molecule: messenger RNA, 2728 nt
Organism: Astrephomene gubernaculifera
Lineage: Eukaryota; Viridiplantae; Chlorophyta; Chlorophyceae; Chlamydomonadales; Astrephomenaceae
Source: the annotation of a GenBank genome assembly
CGACUGGCAUAUGUGAAGAAUACUUCUUGAGCUUGUUGCAUGAGGUAUAUUCCCUGGAACUUACACUGCCUGACAACACGCUCGCGCAACAACGCCAAGACGCAUACUCAUACCAUUCUUUGCUGAGUAGGGGGUUCUUGAUCAUACUGAUCUCGUAGAUCUCACCUAACUUCACGCCUUACAAGGGCAAGUGCUGCGUGAUUACCUUCUGACCCCGGGUCGCAUACCCUUACCUUCCAUUCCGCCUCGUUUCGUAAUCCCCAUAAGAUGAGGCGCAUCUUCGGGGCUAAGAAAGCUGCAGCACCACCUCCAACUUUAGAUGAAACCACGGAUCGACUAAACACUCGCGGCGACAAGGCGGAUGAGAAGAUCAAGGCCCUGGAUGAGCAGUUAGCCCGGUAUAAGGAGCAGAUCAAGAAGACGCGACCGGGGCCGGCACAAGAUGCUAUCAAGCGGCGAGCGCUGCAGGUCCUAAAACAGCGCAAGCUGUACGAGAGCCAGCGCGAGCAGCUGUUCAACCAGCAGUACAAUCUGGAGCAGACGCGGUUCACGGUGGACAGCGUGAAGGACACGGUGACCAGCGUGCAGGCGCUCAAGGCGGCCAGCAAGGAGAUGCGCUCGGCGUUCAAGCAGAACAAGGAGCUGGACAUCGGCUACAUCGAGAACAUGCAGGACGAGAUGUUUGACAUGAUGGACAUGGCUAACGAAAUCAACGAGGCGAUGGGUCGCUCGUACGCCAUACCUGAUGACGUGGACGAGAGCGACCUGAUGGCGGAGCUGGAUGCGCUGGAGGCGGACCUGGCGGUGGAGGACGCGGGCAAGGAGGGGCCCAGCUACCUGCAGGAGCCCGAGUUGGACUUGCCAGCGGCGCCAACGGCUGAGGCGGACAAGGCAGCGCAGCAGCCACCAGAGGCGCUGCGGACUUGAUGGGUGUUGCGGCCUGUGGAGCGCGAGUCUUAACAUGGGGGCCCGCUAGGCAGCAUCUGGUACAUAGUGCAUUGGUCGGCUUUUGAGGCAAGGGAACAAGUGCAAGGCAUAUGGUAUUCAUUAUUUUGGGUUCGUUCAGCAGCCGCUGGAAGGGGGCUCAUCCGAGUUUGCAUGCAUGUUUACGGAUGGGCAUAAGCGUGUCAAGUCGUUGGUGCUUACGUAACGAGAAACGUGCUUUAGGUUGAGAGGCCGCAGGUUGGCAUGGGAGAGGACGUCGGGGCUGCCUGGUGUACGCACGCAGGACAGAACGCAGCUAGAUGCGGCAUACGGUAAAUCGGCCCGCGGUUCACCAAGUAUGAUGGCGACGUCUUAGGACAGUAUGUGUGCUUGAUAUACCUUCUUUUGCAGAUAACAGUUUACGCAUGAGAGUUCUGCGAAGAGGGCAGCUUGCCGGGAUGGCCUCCGGCGCAGAUGAGGUAACUGACUAAGUGGCCCGCACCUGUAGAAAAGGCCGCUUGUGAUAAUUAGCAUAUCAUAACAAAUUAUACUGUAUUCUCAAAACUACCUAUUUGCGAAUUGCGCUUGGGCUUACAACAACAGGACGUCCAGCGCAGCUGCUCAACCUUGGCGGAAGCUUAAUACAUUAAGGUUCUCUGUUGAGCAUACCACACAGCUUAUAGUUGAAAUGCGUGCACUAGGGGCGCCUCAGGCGGGCGUGAGGCACCGCGCAGGCCAUUGCCAUGUUAAAUGCACCCGAGAUUGCCGUGUUCGCGCUGCGACCGGCUUGGAAGCAUCGACUUCUGGCACUGUCGCUGGCGUCCGUGUAACAAAGGCGUUAAAAGAGUGGGCUCCGACUAUAGAGGCAAUAGGCCACGGCGAGCAGACGGUUCUGUUCCGCAAGGGCGGCAUUAAGGAGCCCACCUUCCGACCGGAGGCCAGCGCAUUCCUCUUCUUCCCCACCAGCUUCCAUACCGACCAGCAGCUGCUUAAGCCAGGGGUCGCCGAGCGCUACCCGGAGGCAAUGCGGCUAGAACCCAAGUCGGAAUCCGUACUGCAGCUGCCGUACGUGGCGCAAGUGACGGGCGCCUGGACAACCCACGACCCACGGGUCCUGCCGCUGCUAGACGAGUUCCACGUGUGGACUGAGCAGUUCAUCGAGACGCGGCUCAAGUGGCGCGCCAAGCAGCCCAUCACGGUGAUGGAGCUGCGCUGCUGGCGGCUGCGGAGGGGCCUGCAGCUGCCGGUGGCGGAAUCUCUGUUCGGCUGCUUCUCAUGGGUUGACUUGUCGGCGCAUGUGGGGGAGGACCUGCUAGAGGGGGCGGAGCCGGUCAUCGAUGACGCCGCCUUUGCUGUCCGGCAGCAGCGGAUGCGCGCUGCGUUGGGCGGUGUGGAGGCCGAGCCCCUUGUCCUUGACUGAGGGGGCAAAGCAUGGGUCAGGUUACUGAGGGCUGUCUCUUCGCGCUCUAGCUUUGACCAAAUUCUUAUAAGGUAUCAACAGCUGUAUUGUUCCCAGUGCGUCUGCUACGUGGCGGCCUGUUCGACUUUUCUACAUGCGGAUGGGAGGGGCCAAGGAACGUUGUAGACAUUGGUUACCAUUGCUAGCGAUCAGGCAAGGGCUUGGCAUGACCGUAGCCAUCUACGAGGACAUAUGCGUGUCGCAUGUUGGGGCAUGUAACUUCAACCUUGCCAAUUGCGUGCACGGAGCAGUCUGAACGGAAAAUGGUAUGAGAGGGGCAGGCAACUCCUUACAUCGUAGUGAGGCUGUUGGGCAAUGACACAACAGGGCACUUUGACCUUAUAG